CCCCAAAAGGCUCCCCUCGUGCUGGCAGGGCGGCACGGAGAUCCCGAGGCUCUUCGCUGGGCGGCGGAGAGUCCGAAGCAGCGCACGAGUACACUGUAGCUCCCGUGGACGUUAUUUUAGGUCUCAAGCCGGCUAGCGCGGGCGUGGGUGCCGACCAAAGGGGUUCCGAUGCGGAACGGCUCGGUAAUGGGGCAGUGCUAGCUGGUAGCGGGGCAGUUAAUAGUGGGGCAGUCAGUGAGCAGCAGAGCGCGGAGCCUGGUGGUGUGCCACGUAAUGGCUCCCGAUCACCCCGUCUGUCGCCACGUCAGCCACCCGCAUUUCAGCUGUCGCCACAACAGCAGCCGCCGCACCACCAGCCGUCGCCAUAUCAGCAGGUGCCGCAUCAACAGGCACCACAUCAGCAGCCGUCGCAUCAGCAGUCGCCAUAUCAGCAGGUGUCACAUCAGCAGGCACAAUAUCAGCAGCCGCCACAUCAGCACCCUCAAUAUCAGCAGCCGCCACAUCAGCCACCGCCACAUCAGCAGCCUCAAUAUCAGCAGCCGCCACAUCAGCAGCCGCAACAGGAAGCAGUCCCGCAGCAGGAGUCUAGCCAAGGACCGAGUCCGAGCCUCAGCCAUACUUCCAGCGUCGGCCCGAGCCAGACUGCGAGCUUCGGCAGCCAGGGAGGGACGCCUGGGAGCGUGCAGAUAGCCGCCACUCUGCUUCAAUUCUCUUAUAACGAGUUGUUCGAGGCUACUAACGGGUUCAGCAGGGAGGGCAAGCUGGGGGAGGGAGGAUUCGGGAGCGUGCACAAGGGGAGGGUGCAUGUCGGUGGGGGCAGGAUGGAGGAAGUUGCUGUGAAGGCGCUGAACCAGGAGGGUUACCAGGGCGAGGCGGAAUGGGUGACCGAAGUGAGGUACCUGGGGGUGUUGGGGCAUCCGAACCUGACCGAAGUGAGGUACCUGGGGGCGUUGGGGCAUCCAAAUCUGGUGCGGCUGGUGGGGUACUGUAUGGAGGGCCAACACCGGCUGCUGGCAUAUGAGCUUAUGGAGUAUGGCAGCCUCGAGAGAUACCUCUUCCGCCGCAACGUGACGCCUCUCCCCUGGAACAUCCGUAUGAAGGUGGCUCUGCAUGCUGCCAGAGGACUCGCCUACCUGCAUGAGGAGACAGAGGCUCAGGUCAUCUAUCGCGACUUCAAGGCCUCAAACAUUCUAGUCGAUAGGGAGUUCAACGCAAAGCUAUCAGAUUUCGGGCUGGCCAAGGAUGGCCCAGUGGGCAGCGACACACAUGUGUCCACACGGGUCAUGGGCACAUACGGCUAUGCUGCUCCCGAAUACAUGCUCACAGGCCAUCUGACUGCCAAAUCUGAUGUCUACAGCUUUGGCGUUGUCCUUCUAGAGAUCAUCUCUGGGAGGCGGGCAGUCGAGCGAAACUUUCCGCCCGGGCAGCAGAACAUCGUGGAGUGGUCGGCGCCGUUCUUUGCCGACCGUCGGAUGCUUGUGAAGAUCGUCGAUCAACGGCUGGAGCACCAGUUCUCGGUGAAAGGGGUGGUCAAGGCUGCCAGGCUGGCUUAUAACUGCCUGAAAAAAGACCCCAAGGAAAGACCCCUCAUGUCAGAUGCUGUUCAGACCCUCUCUGUGCUUCAAAACUUGACAGACUUCCCCCCACCACUACCAGUAGUACCACCAGCACCAUCAGCAUCACCACCGUCAGCAGCAGCAGCACAGUCAGCAACAACAGGCACUGCUUAG
This is a messenger RNA of Closterium sp. Naga37s-1, 1730 nucleotides long. The record is from the annotation of a GenBank genome assembly. NCBI's taxonomy places the organism in Eukaryota, Viridiplantae, Streptophyta, Zygnematophyceae, Desmidiales, Closteriaceae.